Molecule: messenger RNA, 1635 nt
Organism: Ochlerotatus camptorhynchus
Lineage: Eukaryota; Metazoa; Arthropoda; Insecta; Diptera; Culicidae
Product: U4/U6 small nuclear ribonucleoprotein Prp31-like
Exons: 5
Coding region: 50-1585 (511 amino acids)
Biological process (GO): mRNA splicing, via spliceosome; spliceosomal tri-snRNP complex assembly
Cellular component (GO): precatalytic spliceosome; U4/U6 x U5 tri-snRNP complex; U4 snRNP
Source: RefSeq, a predicted model, not a curated record
AGACACUGCUUCUUGAGGUAAAUUUUAAAUUUAAAUUAGAAACGUAAUUAUGUCGCUCGCCGAUGAACUUCUGGCCGACCUGGAGGAUGAUAACGAUGAAACCGAGGAACUGCUGGAAACCGUUAAGCAGGAAGCGCCUGACGAGGUCAUAGAAGAUCUCGCUUUAUCCGGCGGUGAAGAGGAAGCGAUUAUUAUGGAUGUGAAGGAUGAACCGAUGGAGGUGGACGUAAAGGUUGCAUCGAUCCGAGAGAUCUGCAAACUACGUGAUUCCGCACGACUGUCUAAUGUGCUGUCGCAAAUAGCAAUGUUUGUCAAGAAUCCCCGCAAAACAUCCGAAAUGAUUGGAAAUGUAGAAUCCGAUCCCGAGUAUCAGCUGAUCGUGGAAGCAAACAACAUUGCAGUGGAUGUCGAUAGCGAAAUUUCAAUAAUUUACAAAUUUGUGAAGGAUAAAUAUCAGAAGCGCUUCCCAGAAUUGGACUCGCUAAUCAUGGUGGAAAUGGAUUACGUACGUAGCGUUAAAGAGUUGGGCAAUGAUCUGGAUCAAGCAAAGAAUAAUGAACGACUGCAGGAGAUAUUGACUCAGGCAACCAUUAUGAUCGUUUCGGUAACUGCUUCGACUACCCAGGGAACACGUCUUGAACAGCACGAGCUGCAGCAAAUUUACGAAGCCUGUGAUAUGGCAAUAGAGCUGAACGAUUUCAAAACAAAAAUCUUCGAAUAUGUUGAAAGCAGAAUGACAUUCAUUGCGCCUAAUUUGUCCAUGAUAGUAGGAGCAUCUACUGCUGCUAAGCUGGUAGGACUUGCUGGAGGUCUGACCAGGUUAUCGAAAAUGCCAGCGUGUAAUGUUCUUGUCUUGGGAGCUCAGAAAAAAACUUUAUCAGGCUUCUCCAAGGUGGCAAUGUUGCCUCACACUGGAUAUGUUUAUUACUCGGAUAUCGUCCAGGAAACACCACCCGAUAUGCGUAGAAAAGCAGCCCGUCUGGUGGCUUCGAAAAGCACUUUGGCCGCUCGUGUGGACGCUUGCCACGAAAGUCAUCUGGGGGAGAUUGGUCAAAGAUUUCGUGAAGAUAUAGAAAAAAAGCUGGACAAACUGCAAGAACCUCCACCGGUUAAAUUUAUCAAGCCUCUGCCCAAACCAAUCGAAGGCGGUAAGAAGAAGCGUGGCGGAAAACGUGUGCGUAAGAUGAAGGAGCGUUACGCCAUCACCGAGUUCCGAAAGCAAGCCAAUCGAAUGAACUUCGGCGAUAUCGACGAAGAUGCUUACCAGGAAGAUUUGGGCUAUACGCGUGGUACCAUUGGCAAAACAGGUACAGGUAGAAUACGGCUACCACAGAUCGACGAGAAAACUAAGGUUCGAAUUAGCAAAACGCUACAGAAAAAUCUUCAGAAACAACAACAGGUGUGGGGAGGAAGUACUACGGUGAAGAAACAAGUUUCCGGAACAGCAUCCAGUGUGGCAUUCACACCGCUGCAAGGAUUAGAAAUUGUUAACCCUCAGGCGGCGGAGAAACCUGCUAGUGAAAGUACGGCUAAAUAUUUCUCCAACACAUCUGGUUUUCUUUCGGUGGGCAAGAGAACGACGUAGAUGAAUCAACUUUUCUUUCGAUACUAUUGCUACUAUGUAUUGAUGUGUAA